Molecule: messenger RNA, 2769 nt
Organism: Suillus discolor
Lineage: Eukaryota; Fungi; Basidiomycota; Agaricomycetes; Boletales; Suillaceae
Exons: 11
Coding region: 1-2769 (922 amino acids)
Source: RefSeq, a predicted model, not a curated record
AUGGAGUUUGACUUGCUAGAGUUAGAUGGAUGUGGGUAUGGCUUUCAUGAUGAUGCUGCCAAUGAGGCAGAUAUGAACAGCUCAGAUCAACGUCCUUCAAGUGGCACUGGUCCCAUUGGCCAGGCGAGUCGAGAUGGUAGUGUUCCUCUUCAAGUUCCUGGUGUUACCAGAACAUAUCAUCCUAAUAUCAAUGAUGACAUACCACCAAAUACUCCACCACCUCCACGUCCAUCAAAUCGUGGACCAGACAACUGGACACCGUAUGCUAAUCGAGUUGAUUUCGAAGUCGCAGACUUCCUCUACCGUCGCAACCAGAUGUUGGGGGGCGAUAUCGACUUUAUAUUCAAUCUGUGGGCCGCCUCAUUAGCGGCUCAUGGUGAAACACCCCCCUUCGCAAACCACGUUGAGAUGUACAAUGUCAUUGAUUCGACGCCUCUAGGUGACGUCGCCUGGCAGAGCUUUACUUCAGAAUAUAACGGUGCUCUACCUGAAGGUGACGUUCCGACAUGGAUGACCUCAGAGUAUGAUGUAUGGUUCCAAGAUCCUCAGAUCCUCGUGCACAACAUUCUCUCCAACCCAGACUUCCAAGGCGAAUUCGACUACGCUCCACUACAGGAGUAUGAUACCAGCAACGGAGCACAUCGCUUUCAGGACUUUAUGUCUGGUGAUUGGUGUUGGAAGCAGGCUGAUUUGAUUGCCGAGGAUCCCAAUACAAUUGGAUCUAUGUUUGUUCCAAUAAUCCUUGGCAGUGACAAGACUACGGUCUCCGUCGCUACCGGACACAAUCAAUACUGGCCAGUUUAUAUGUCGAUCGGCAACAUCCGCAACAAUGAGUCCGCCAAAGACGCACACUUUCGAAAAUUCCGCCGUCAGCUUCUCCACUCAUCGCUGGCAAAGAUGCUGGAAUCCCUUAAACCAGGUAUGACAACACCCGAGGUUGUACGCUCCCCCGAUGGUCAUUUUCGACGUGCGGUGUAUGGUCUUGGACCAUAUAUCGCUGAUUAUCCCGAGCAAGCAUUGCUCGCUUGCAUCGUUCAAAACUGGUGCCCAAAAUGUACUGCUCUGGCAGAUGGUCUUGACAAUGGUACCUAUGGUCGGCGUUCCCGCGACCAUACCGAAGUCUUGGUGGAGGAAUUCGAGUUAGGUGUGCUAUGGGAUGAAUAUGGACUUGUAGGAGACAUCGUGCCAUUCACCAACUAUUUCCCACGAGCUGACAUUCACGAACUCCUUUCCCUCGACAUUUUACAUCAGCUGAUAAAGGGUGCGUUUAAGGACCAUAUCGUCACCUGGGUCCACAAAUAUAUUAAGGCUCGGUACUCGGAAAAUGAGGCGAAUAAAAUAUUAGAUGAUAUUGAUCGCCACAUUGCUCUUGCUCCCUCAUUUGCGGGCCUUCGACGAUUCCCGGAGGGAAGGGGCUUCAAACAAUGGAUGGGAGAUGACUCCAAAGCACUUAUGAAGGUGUAUAUACCUGCGAUUGAAGGCCACGUACCUCCGGAGAUGGUGCUGACUUUGCAAGCCUUGAUUGAUUUUGUAUACAUUGCGCGGCGCAAUAUCAUUGACUCCAACAGCCUCAAUGUGUUGGAUGAUGCACUCGAGCGUUUCCACAGGUACCGCGAAAUAUUUGAAACAUCCGGUGUUCGCCCUAAUGGAUUCAACCUCCCUCGACAACACUCGCUUAUCCACUACCACAAAUUGAUCCGAUCAUUUGGCGCACCAAACAGACUCUGUUCUUCCAUCACGGAAUCUAAACAUAUCAAAGCUGUCAAGGAGCCGUGGCGACAGUCCAGUCAGUUUGAAGCCCUCAAUCAGAUGUUACUGACAAAUCAACGUCUAGAUAAGUUAGCGGCGUCUCGUAUCGACUUUGCUAGCCGCGGGAUGCUAAGAGGAACAUGUCUAUCAUAUAUCCUUGACAAACUCGGGCUAAACGCUCCAGUGCACAAUGCAGAAGCCAUUCAAGUCCGACUCGAGGACAAGCCUAUUGACAUUCCCCAUCUCGGACACAACAAUCAUGUGAAUGCCAACUUGGAGGCUGAUGCAGACCAAGAUGCUGAACUCGAGGGCGACGCUGUUGCUGGACCGACGGUGAUACUAGCUCAUGUGGACUUGGCGAAGAAAUCUGCAAAACGGAUCUACGCAGACCUCCUCGCAGAUCAAAUUAGUGAACCGGAACUCACCACUCAUAUUCAGCAAUUUUUACGUGACCAGCUCCAUCAUUCUGACUCCAACUUGAACUCAGAAGCCUCCGAGUCUGGCGCUGGCUCGUCCGGUGCCCUUCCCGAGCUAUAUGAAAAAAUGACUCUGUAUACAUCUGCCAUUGCCACCUUCUUCGCUCCAAGUGAUGUCUCAGGCAUCGGUGGUAUGUGCUACAAGCGAAUUUGUGCCGUGGAUACCUGGAGGAACGGCCCUGGUCGAUAUGACUGUGUUUUUGGCAUGCGUGGCUUCGAUAUUGCUCAAGUAAGGCUUUUCUUUUCAUUUAAACACAAUGGUGUACUUUACCCUUGUGCAUUUGUGCAUUGGUUCAAACAUGUGCACAACUCACGAGAUGAGAACACAGGAAUGUGGGUAGUAGAGCCUGAAACCUGCGAGGAUGGGACACGAUUUGCCUCUGUCAUUCACCUUGACUGCAUUUUUCGUGCGGCACACCUUAUGCCUGUAUUUGGGCAUGAAUUUGUACCUACUUAUCUCUCUUACACACAGACCCUUGAUGCUUUCCGCACUUACUACGUAAAUAAAUACAUUGACCAUCAGGCAUUUGAGAUUGCCUGGUGA